Messenger RNA from Drosophila ficusphila, 395 nucleotides. RefSeq names its product cytochrome c oxidase assembly protein COX19. The record is from RefSeq and is a predicted model, not a curated record. Gene Ontology annotation, cellular component: mitochondrial intermembrane space. Gene Ontology annotation, biological process: mitochondrial respiratory chain complex IV assembly. NCBI's taxonomy places the organism in Eukaryota, Metazoa, Arthropoda, Insecta, Diptera, Drosophilidae. Bases 108 to 395 code for a protein of 95 amino acids. The transcript has a single exon.
UCCUUCGGUCACACUGCAUCACUGUUUACUCAACCAUUAUUUCGUAAUUUUAAAGUCAUAUUUUAUCAAUGAAUUAAGAUAAGGCGGGAGUAGACCGACACCCCCAAAUGACUUCACAGAUCUACAGCCAGAAGAAGUUCGUGCCCACGCCGCCGGAGAAGGGCUCCUUUCCUUUGGACCACGAAGGACUCUGCAAGAAGCAGUUUCUGCUCUACGCCAGUUGUCUUCGCAAAAACGCACAGGAUACGAGCCAGUGCCGCCAGGACGCCCAGAAUUAUCUGGCCUGUCGCAUGGAAAACAAUCUUAUGGAGAAAACCGAGUGGUCAAAGCUGGGCUUUCACGAACAAAACCAAGAAUCCAAUCAAAAGCAAAAAGAGGAGAAGCAAAAGCAAUAG